Blepharisma stoltei is the source of this 799-nucleotide messenger RNA. The record is from the annotation of a GenBank genome assembly. Lineage: Eukaryota; Ciliophora; Heterotrichea; Heterotrichida; Blepharismidae.
AUGCAGUGGGAUAAAGAGAUUUAUAACAAUUUGAUUAUAUGCUAUACACCAGCUAGAGGAUUGAUUACAAAUUGUGUUGAGCAAGCUGCAGCUAUUUCGUGUCAACAUUACAGGAUUUUGGAAAGCACUCCAAAUUUUCGCUUAAUACCCUUUCAAAGGUGAGGCGACACUUUUGGCUUGCUUAUGCAGCCCUUAUUGAACGGCCAGCUUCGUAUCCAGACUCUAAAAAAUCAAUCUAGCUGUCAGUAAGAGUAUAUAGUAUCCAAAUAUUUACACGGCACAAUAUGUUUUAGAAUGUAUGGUUAAUAGAAUUAGUUCUAGAAUUUACUAUAAUAAUUAUUGCUUAAUGAUUUAUAUAAAAAUGCUAUAUAUUAAAAUAAUUUUUUACUCUAUCUUGAAAAAUAGAAUUUUCCUAAUAAAUUUUGUUCAUACCAAGGAGUUGGAAAAUUAUCAAGUUGAUGUGCAAAAAGAAGACGGAGAUUCAAAAGAAAGAGUAGAUGUAAACGAAGCCCAAAUUUUAGAUGAGAUUUUAAGUACAGGAAAAACUGAUUGCAAAGCUGGAAUUAUGAUAAAUAGAGAAAAAUAUAAAAUCAUCAGCUACGAUGCAUAUUUUAAAACCGCUUAUUUAUCGAAGUCAAAUGGAGGAGCAUGCGCUAUUAAGACAAACCAAACCAUAGUUUUUGCGAGCUGGAACAAAGAUCUCGUUACAGGAGGAGUUCGAUCUUUUCAUCAAAAUGCAAGUUUCUGCAAUGAAAGAUGCCGAAAAUUUGCCCAGAGCUUGGUAGCAGUUGGAUUAUAA